This is a messenger RNA of Adineta ricciae, 522 nucleotides long. The record is from the annotation of a GenBank genome assembly. NCBI's taxonomy places the organism in Eukaryota, Metazoa, Rotifera, Eurotatoria, Adinetida, Adinetidae.
AUGUUGGAAGAAACCGCUUUCGAUCAAGUCUUGCGUGAUUAUAUCAAGAAAGAAUUGGUUGAAGAGACGUUUAGUGUUGACGAACGUCAACGUGUUCUCGAUGAAUUUUCUGCUGAAACAUUCGAGAAACAGACGAUUGCCCCGCCAUUGAAAUCAGUCGAUGCUUGGAUCUCCAUGCUCAAACGUUUAAUGAUACGAGUAUUGAAUGCUAAUGUUAGUCUUGAUGUACCACUUCAAUUGUAUCUUGAACGAACAGAUUUAUGGAGUGAUCGUGUGACAGAUGUUGAUCUUGCUAGUUUUCAAGUUGCCGACAGUGUUCUACUUCAACAUACGUACGUGAUUUUAUGUGGUCUAGAAAAGAAACAACAAGCGAAUAAUCGUCCAAUGUUACAACUGAAUAAACCAACUGUUCAAACUGUGGAAGGACAACGACAAAAGGCCCAAGCAUGGUUCGAUGAGACAGCUAAACCAACGAUAACACCUAAAGUUGUGUCCGAUAAGAAGCAAAAACUACGCGUCUAA